AAAGAGACGGAGCAACAAAAUCCUGAUUUCCUGAUAACCGGAAAUGAAGACGUCAAUCACUGGGGAACGAAACUUUCAAAAAUAUGUCAAAAAUUUCGAAAGUUGCCGUUUUUUGGUAAAAUGUGGGGGCAAAAGGGCCUUAAGUGCCUUUUUUGUUUUAACCUUGAAUUGUUCCAAAAACUGAUCCAAUCACCGACAUACGUUACUAAACCAGCUGUUAAAACGCAAAACUGUUUUCCGCCGAAACAGUAACAAAAUUGAAGUUCUCGCGCCCAUUUCUAACAAAAUAAUUCAAUCCGAACCUGCGUAAAAUAAUUUCACUUAUCGUCAAACUUCAAUUUAAUGUUUUUGGCGCGUUGUUAAUGAGUUUUUUCAGGAGAAUGUGAUGAUUUAGUAACUAAUUUGGUGUUUUUCGUUUUACCCCAAGGCCCCAAGUGAAACUAACCUCAAAUUCGCGACAAUGGAGGACUUGCAGACGGUUUUAGACACACUGACUGAUUACAACAAAACCCCAGCGUCGGAAACCCCGGAAUUUAGUAAAGAAAGUGAAAAUCUCUGUGGUGCAAAUCUUCUCAAUGGGAGCGACGAACUAGACCCUUUGGACCUCAUGGCCGAUGCGAGUCUUGGUAGUAACAGUGAUGUUUGGAAAGGCACUGACAGUGAAGAUGACAGUUUCGAAACCAAGAAAACGACAGAAAAUGGACAAACUAGUCAGAGCGAAAAUAUCGCGGAAAAAGACACCCUAGACGAUCCUACAGCCCCCUCGAAAGAGACUGAAGCCGAAACGGCACAAAACGUGAUUGAAAGUGAGGACCAAGGCAGUGCUGAGCCCCCACAAGACCCAGAGAACGAGAAACCUCCAGAAAAAGAAACCUCAGACGAGCCCCCCAAAGAGCAGGAUCCCCUCGCCGUUGAGGUUGAGGAUCCCCCCAAAACCCCGCUUGAAAGUGAUAAUCAGCAACCUGGUGAAGAGCAGGAGGAGCCCCCCAAAAACCCGCUGGAAGGUAGACCCCCAAACCGCGGUAACGACGACCACGAUGACGACUGCGAAAUGGAUUAUGAUGCUGCUGAUGAUGAUGAUUUUGACCCAUCAUUGCUAUGUCCUGAGGUGUCAAUGGACGUUGAUGAUAAUCCUGUCAUCACUACCAAUGGGUCAAUGCCGGGCUGUGAGAGUCCAUUACCAUAUGAACCACUUUUUUCCACAUUUGUUGAUGAUGUGACAGGAGCUGAAAUUUCGUUUAAUUUAACACCAGAGGAGCUCGAAUUGAAGAAAAGACUGUAUGGGCCCACCAACCCAAUUCAAUACACUAGAAUUCACUGCACGGCUUGUAAUGUCCAUUUAGGGAGCGCUUUAGAAGGCCAAAGUAACCGAUUCGUGCACCCCCUUUUGAAAGUCUUAAUAUGCAAAGAAUGCUACCAUUUUUACACUAGUGGUGAGUUUGAAAAGGACGAAGAUGGAAGCGAAUUGUACUGUCGAUGGUGUGGGCAAGGGGGCCAAGUUUUGUGUUGCUCAAAAUGCGAAUUUGUCUUCUGUAAAAGAUGUAUUCGGACGAAUUUUGGGCGCAAAAAAAUGUUUGAAAUUCGCGACAGUGACAGUUGGGAGUGUUUCAGAUGCAAUUCAUCGCAACUCAUAACACAGCGAAUUGCCUGUUAUGAAUUUUUCGAAUACAUUCGACGUGAAAUGUCAUGGAUGAAUGGGAAUAAUCCCGAAGUGUGGAGUCGGGAUUAUUCCCGUUGUUGUGGCGGUGAAAAGAAACGACCGGCAACUAGUGGGGAAGAAAAGAAAGCCAAAAGGAAGAAAUGGGAAUCGGAUCCCGAUUAUAAUCCCAAUAAACCGAAUGAUUCUAAAAUAAUCCCUCCCGAUCCUCUUGCAAUUCCAGGGAGUAAAAUUGUUCCUAAGCCUCCUAUUCAAAUUGUGCCUAGAUAUACAUUAAUUGGUAAUAAAACCAAAGACAACGAUAUUGAAUUUGUGCGUCAAAUUCCAGCGCCUUUUGUUACAAUCAAUCCGACGAAUAGGCCCCAAUUUCGCACAAUACUUCCUUCUGUGAGGCCAGUUCCACAGGCCCCCACAUCGACUCGGAUUCUCUCCACAGCGCUCCAAAACCGGAAUCUCAUGAAACACGAGUGGUUUGAGAAGACUGUGAGGGCAGCAGCUCGAGUCAACUCCCAUUUAUCUUACACUUUAACUCAAUUAAAUAAAGCCCAAUCGCAAGCAGGCAGUGUGGAGGAACUCGCAGUUGUUCAUAAUAAAUUACAAGAGAUUCUGAGUAGUUCAAUAAAUUCGUUGAUUCAAAUCCGGAAGAAUUUGCGAACGGAAUUUAUCACCGGAAUUAAAACUGUUCGUUUGCCGUCGAAGAAACCGGAGUUUCAGAACGACGAUGAUGUUAUCAUUGUUAGUGCGUCUCCAGUGAUGCCAAAACCGGCGAUUCCGGAAACUAAAACUGCCAUUGAUCCGGUGAUAAUCAUUGAAAAAGCCACAAAUACUGUAGGGGGGCCCCCGAAGGGGUUUUUGAAAGUCAAGUCGGUGUCAGAGUUGCAAAAUGUCCCCCCGGAGUGUAUAACAAUCCCGGAUGAUCCUCCCGAUGAACCCGAGUUAAGGACUUUUUUAACAGAAGAUUCUUCACUUGAAAUGAAGAAAAUGAAGGCGGUUAGGGUUAUUUUAGUGAGGGAGGAUUUAGAGAAACUACAAAGACAGUUAGCUAAGGAGAGUUAAUGUUAAAUUGUGAUGAGACUUUUCUACUUUGUAAAUAUUGUUCUAGUUCACUUAAUGUAUUGGAUAUUUGUGUCAUAAGCUACAUCAAAGCGGUGCUUUUACGUAGUUUAAAAUGAUUAUUUAAUUUUUUUCGAAUUCAAAAUUGUUAAUUUUGUACUAUUAAAGGGCAGUAUUUUUUUGUUCAACAUCCCUACUUUGUGAUUACUGAUAUUUAAUUAAUGUAUUGUAAAUAAAUCUUGCAUUAUUAAUUGCA
Tribolium madens (black flour beetle) is the source of this 2966-nucleotide messenger RNA. RefSeq lists its product as uncharacterized. NCBI's taxonomy places the organism in Eukaryota, Metazoa, Arthropoda, Insecta, Coleoptera, Tenebrionidae. The record is from RefSeq and is a predicted model, not a curated record. The transcript has 9 exons. The coding region runs from base 461 to 2713 and encodes 750 amino acids.